CGGCGUCCAGGUAUCACCUCUAUCUCCGCCGCGCCUCCGCCGCCCCUCCCCAAAGCCCACCCCGCAGACAGUUGGGUGGCUGCGCCGGCGCCGCCCAUGGCCACGCCACUCGAGCGUGUGCCGCUGCUUCGUGCGCCCAGCCGUCCCAUCCCCACCUCCCGGAUCAACGCCCGCCGCCACUUCCGGCCGUCGUUGUCGGUCGCCGUAGGAGGCGUGGGCGGCCCCGUGCUCCGCACCUGCAAGAACUGCAAGAAGCAGUACGACCCGGCGGCUAAUCACCCCUCAUCCUGCCUCUACCACACGGCCCACUUUGGAGGGGAAACAAAGAGAAAAUUUGAAAGUGUCCAUUCUGGUGGGACCAUGGAUACUCCGGGUGCAGGCAAAGUGCUCCAGUACUGGCAUUGUUGUGGAUCAGAGGAUCCAUUUGAUAUUGGUUGUACUGCUGCUCCUCACUCUUCAUACGAUGACUAAAUACCUGGAUCGUUAUCUAUCCAUUGUGCUCUUGUGAUUCUACUGUUUUUCCCACAUGAAUAGUGGUCCGCUGAUUGUGUAUUUUUCCCUUGUGUCUGAGUGGCAGCAUCUGCCAACAUGAUUUCUUCUUCUUUAGCUUUCUUACAUUAUCUGGAAACUGAAUGUUCUAUAUGUACAUACCUCCUCUAGAUUGUUUAUAGCACCUUACAUUCUUUGUUCUGGCGCUACUGCUACUAUGAAUUAUCCCUUAGCUGUUGUACCCUGCUACUACUACUAUGAAUUAUCUACCGCUAUCUUGUUUC
Messenger RNA from Hordeum vulgare subsp. vulgare (domesticated barley), 773 nucleotides. RefSeq lists its product as uncharacterized. The transcript is spliced from 2 exons. The coding region runs from base 97 to 471 and encodes 124 amino acids. NCBI's taxonomy places the organism in Eukaryota, Viridiplantae, Streptophyta, Magnoliopsida, Poales, Poaceae. The record is from RefSeq and is a predicted model, not a curated record.